Molecule: messenger RNA, 924 nt
Organism: Lolium rigidum
Lineage: Eukaryota; Viridiplantae; Streptophyta; Magnoliopsida; Poales; Poaceae
Exons: 2
Coding region: 1-924 (307 amino acids)
Source: RefSeq, a predicted model, not a curated record
AUGAUCGUUGAGCUUCUACCUCCCUGUAUCUGCCUCAUCAGACCUGUACAUUGGCACGCGGUUCCGCGCCCGCUGGCCAUGACUUCGUGCACAAGGAAGCGCCAGCGCUCCGCGGUGGCAACUUUGGAUGCUGCCUUGGCGGCGCCCUCCUCUCUCUCUCCAUGGGCGUCGAUCCUUCCUGGAGAUUUGCUUCGCCUGAUAGCAGGGCUUGUUUUGGAGGGCGAUUUCCUGGAUUACGUUCGCUUCCGCGCCGUCUGCACCGGUUGGCGGUUUGGCACCCUCUGUCCGCGCGGCCGCGGCGUCACCGAUCCGCGCUUCCACCCGCGCCGCUGGAUGAUGUUCACCGAGGGUCACGGCCUCUACCCCGGAUAUGGCAAGCUGGGUGGGUACGUCCGCUUCUUCAACCUCUACACGGGAACCUUCGUCCGUGCCAAGCUACCGUUGUUCAGGAACCACUGCACGCUUGAUAGUGUCGACGGCCUGCUCAUACUCCAAAGGGACGAAGACACCGGCAUCCGUGUCCUUCACCCUUUCACUGGCGACAUUGCCGAGCUCCCACCACUGGCCACCCUCCUAACUCAGUUGGACGGUUAUCUAAACGGAGCACCUGAAUGGGAAAGAUGGUUCUCCAUCAGAAACAAUCUAUGUGCUUCGGUUUCCUGCAAUGCUGGAAUCACCACAGUCAUGCUUACAUUCCACCAUCUGUCUCGUGUAGCCUUUGCUACCUCUCAGGACCGGCACUGGACUAUGACAAGCUGGGAGGUUCCUCGUAGUGUUCGACCCUUGUCAUUCCGUGGCAAGAUAUACGUGGUGCAUAACCAAACUCCAACAGUUGAUGCUACAUCACAUGUUCUCCAGAUAGAUCACCCCCUGCAGAACGAGAUAGGCAUAGGGUGUCGGCAGCCGUCACUACCCCGGACCUAA